This is a messenger RNA of Symbiodinium necroappetens, 1395 nucleotides long. The record is from the annotation of a GenBank genome assembly. NCBI's taxonomy places the organism in Eukaryota, Dinophyceae, Suessiales, Symbiodiniaceae.
AUGAAGAGAAUGGAGAUUCCCGCUUGGUCUGACGCCCCUCCGGGCCUCCUCCGGCUGCAGGUGGUGCUGCUGAGCGGUCGUUCUGUCGAGGUAGCCGUGGAUGCUGCUGCCAAGGUCUGGCGAUUGGAGCAAGAAGUGAUGGAUGCAACUGGAUUUUGGCCCGUCUUGUCCGCUAGAGGGAGGGUGCUGAACGAGACCGGCAGCUUGAUACAAGAGGGCGUGGACGAUGGGUGUUUCGUGCAGGCUGUUUGCAUGAGGAGCUUCCGUCGCUUGUGCGCCAGCCAGACAGGCCACGGCUUUGUGGCCGUCAUGCCGGACGGUACCUGCCUUCAGUUCGGCCGCGGUAGAUGGCGUUGGGAAGCAAUACCAGAGAAGGUGAAGCAGCAGCCGGUGCAGUGGGUCGAAGUUGCCAGGUUUGGGUUUGCAGUACUCCUGCGGGAUGGCAGUGUGGUGACUUGGUUUACCGCCAACAAUGGUGAGAUGCCCAGGGAGCAUCCAGUCCUUGAUGUGGCACGACUGGUCGCAAAUUCGGAGGCAUUCGCUGCGGUGCACACCGACGGCACCGUCACCACCUGGGGUGGCAGGACAGCUGGAGGGGAUAGCAGUGCGGUGCAACUUCUUGGUGUAACCCAGGUCGAGGCCUCCGAAAGGACCUUCGCCGCCCUGCGACAUGAUGGGAGCGUGGUCGCUUGGGGUGCCCCGAACUCUGGAGGUAGCACUUGGGCAGUGCGACGAUGCCUGGUGGGAGUGAGGCAGCUCAAGGGCUCCCGGUCGGCCUUCGCUGCGCUGCGCUCCGACGGCCAAGUGGUUACCUGGGGAAAUCGACAACAAGGCGGUGACAGCCAUGCGGUCCAAAGACAGCUACGAGGUGUGUCGCGCCUCUUCGCCUGCGACGGCGCCUUUGCGGCAUUGCUUUCGGAUGGCAGUGUCAUCACUUGGGGAGAGGAGGCAUGGGGCGGCAACAGCAGCCAAGUGAGCCAGCAGCUCCAAGGAGUUCGGGAGAUCGUUUCGACGGCCGGGGCUUUCGCUGCCAUCCUUGCGGACGGUAGGGUAGUGACCUGGGGGCAUCCCGGCUACGGGGGUGAGAGUGGACCGGUGCAAGCGCAGCUUGAAGCUGUCAGGUCGGUUGCAGCGACCAGGAAGGCCUUUGCGGCUUUGAGGUCCGACGGUGUGGUCGUCACCUGGGGCGAUGCUCGGUGUGGAGGCUACAGCCAGGAUCUUGCAGAAGAGCUUGUUAGCGUUGAAGACCUCUGGGCCGACUCAGCUGCCUUCUGCGCCAGGCGAUCCGAUACUAGUCUCGUGGCAUGGGGUCUGCUUGAAGAUGGCAUCACCAAUUCUCAGCACUCCCAAGCCUUUAUUUAUCGACUUACCCUGCCGGGCCAGGAGCAGUCGUGA